Messenger RNA from Mus pahari (shrew mouse), 1589 nucleotides. RefSeq lists its product as uncharacterized. NCBI's taxonomy places the organism in Eukaryota, Metazoa, Chordata, Mammalia, Rodentia, Muridae. The transcript has a single exon. Bases 1 to 612 code for a protein of 203 amino acids. The record is from RefSeq and is a predicted model, not a curated record.
AUGGCCUGCGGCCGGCGACCGGCUGUCGUGGAGAUUCCAUCUGUGUUUCCCCGCAGAGCCCGCGGGCCCCGCGCAUCCGACGCCCCAGGGUGGUCGGCUCAGAAGGUGAACGCGGCGUCGCGGAGGCCGACCCGGGCCCGGACUCCUGCCAUGUUUGUCAACCAGCAACUUCCGAGCGACCUCCGAGCAACUGAAAGGAAGGGCGGAGACCGCAGGCCAGGGGACACCCGCCUGCCCGCGCACGGUUGCGGCUUUCGCCUCCUCGCGUCCGCCUCGCCCCCGGCUCGCCGCCGCCACCUCGGCCGUAACCUCCCCGGAGCCUAUAGGAAUCUUUUGUGUGGCGUCACCGCCUUUCGUUUAAAUCCCGCUUCCUCCUCUCGCCCUUCCUCCCGCCCCCUCCGCCGAUCCCGGAUGCUUGCGCGAUGCGCUGCUCCUCCCCCGGGAAGCUGGGGGCCGUGGGAGGACGCCGCGCCCAGCCCCGACGCUGCGGCCCCGGGGCCGGUGGUCCCUGCAUCCGGAGAGGCUAGGAAGCGUGUGUGGUGGGGAAGGCCCGCCCUCGCUCCGCGCCCAGGCGCUGUGUAUACCCUGGGGACAACCGGGCGCAGCCGCUAGUGCCCUUACGUAAGCUCUCAGCGUGCCCCAGGACUCGAUGCUUCCUCCCUGCCAAGGGAGCGGAGCGGGUGUAAAAGGUGAUCUGUUUUGCUUGCUUGGGGAGGAUGCCACUCACUCUUCCCUGGAUCGCCCCACCGCCUCCGGAUUCCAAUCACCUCUGAAGAUUCGAUGACUUUUGCAAGCCCUCCUCCGCCCUUUGUUGUGUUCGACCCUCUCCUGUGGGUGGGUUUCCGUGAAACAGUGAAAAGGAGCUCUGGUCACGCUCCAAUCCCCACAGCUUGUGUGACUCGGAGAUAGACCCUCCCUGAGGUUGAGGUUAGUCUUCCCCCAACAGCCGUUUAGGAGUUGUGUGACCUUGGGCAAGUUUUCUCUCCCAAGUCAGGUAAUGUAGUCAGGUAGUGUAUGGUGACCUCGGCUCCAGCUGGCUAGAAUUCGAAUGUGCCUUGAUCAGCAGUUCGCCCUUUCCUGACUCCAUCUAUAUAAUGGAAUAAUAGCAACCAUUGUUAAGUAAAGAGCCUGUCUCUGGAGGUAAACACUGUUAUCUCUGGGUUACAAACUAGGAAGCUGGUGGCCCAGAUGGCUCCCCGCCCUGUAAACCGAGGACCUUGAGCUACUGUACUUUUUAUUUAUUAAUUUAACUGUGCAGACUGGCUUUGACCUUCCUAUGAUCCUCCUUCAGGGUCUCAAGUAGUUGGUGGUUGUAGGCCUGUGCCAUAGGGCCUUGUGGCCAGGUGGACUAAGUGACUCCCUAAGCUCUUGACCACAGCAGUGGCUAGAAGAGAAGGUCCCCUACCCCCACUGGCCACAGCCACUCCCUUUCUUUGUGCAGACCUUGUCUGCCAGAAACUCCUGGAACACCCGGGCCUCCUCCCAGCAAAGCACUCUCCUCUCAACAGCCCUGAAGUCUUGUGCUGGUGCCCAGCACAGCCUGUGUGUGCUCAGCCCAUGGACAUGUUUGUUCUUCUGUCUCUUCCUCG